Molecule: messenger RNA, 1671 nt
Organism: Fusarium coffeatum
Lineage: Eukaryota; Fungi; Ascomycota; Sordariomycetes; Hypocreales; Nectriaceae
Exons: 2
Coding region: 1-1671 (556 amino acids)
Source: RefSeq, a predicted model, not a curated record
AUGGACGAAGAAUACGGAGGUUUGGACGCUACUCCAAACCGUUGGCUGGAGUUCGGAUCAUGGGUUCGUGAUCAGGCCUUCGACCAUUGGGCGAUUCAGGCAUGCGACCGCCGAAACUUCACUGCAAAGCCUCUAUUCUCACCUGACAAGAAGGUUGAUGAUUGUAUCAAUGUUGAUGAUUAUAUCGCGGUACAAAGCGAAAAACGCAAGAUCAACCUUGUAUUCGACGGCUACAGAUACCUUGAAAAUUACGCAAACGGAAACUACGCAGAUACGUUUGCUAGCCCUGAGCGCAUUAACAACCUUCCUGUCACACACAACAAACCAGCAUUUGAGUGGGCUGAGAUAAUUGUUGUCCCUGACGUUGAUAUCAAUUCUACUCCCAAAUGCACCAACAACACUAAUGGGAACGACCAGAAUGUCCAAGACGGCAAUGAGAUUGAGGGAAACUAUAACAACGAUGAGAAUGAAGCUGAAGACGAUUAUGAAGAUGACGACGAAGACGAUUAUGACGAUGACGAUGAAGACGAUUAUGAAGACAACCAUGAAGACAACGACGAAUACGACGGCGAAGACGACGAUGAGAAUGAUGAUCUUGAUGCUGAAUGCGAUUUCAGUGUCUAUCUUGAGCAAUACCUCAAGAAGAAUAAGGGGGCAUGGAAUAAUCAUGCUCCAGAUGUAAGCAAUUGGCCUCUUAUCCGCUGCACAGGCAACGCAAAGAAGAAGUGGCCUCAGAAGAUGGCUAUUGAAGCUGCAUACCGCUAUUUCGACGAAUCAAAUGCACUGCACACUAAGCUAUUGGAUGAUACAAUCGAUGUCAUUAAAGAACACUACACUUCGCAGAAGGAGAGGAUGAUUGCUCGGAAGGAGAAGAAGAGUUCUCAGAAGGGAAAGAAAGAUUCUCGCUCUUAUGAAAAUGAAUCCAGCCUAGUCCGAACCACCAAAGCUGCCUGCGAGAAGGCAUGGCAGGCGUACUCUGGGGCUAAAGCGCACCAAAGGCCAUGGGAACAGAUUAUCCCAAAACAUGCACAGAUUUUAGCAUGCCAAUUCGUGGCGAAAAACGGGCAAAUCAACAGUUCGAUCGCCACUUACUUAACUGCCAUGUCGCUGGCUCACCUUCUGCAGGUCAGGACUAUUAGCACUGGAGAUGGAGACAAAGACGGAGAAGUCCGUAAUCUAGCGUUAUCAGCUGUUAAUACAGCUGCUAAUGCACUUCAAGCGGCCGAAGCGAGCGAGGAGAGGUUCAAGAAGAGGAUUGCGAAGCCUUUUCAGUCUUUGGCGCUUUUGGCACGUGAAUUUAAUGCUAUAGGUCCUAGGGUCGAUACUCUCGAGAAGGAACUCGGUAACCAAACAGCUGAGCUUAAGGCAGAGCUUGAUGGGGGAUUCAAGUUGGAACAAGCUCGUCUCAAGGAGGAACUUGAGAAGAAGCUUAAAAAGGAGCUUAAAGAGGAGCUCGAGAAAGAACAAAGCGAUCCCAAGGGUAGAUUGGACAAAGACCUCGCUGAGUUCAAGAAGACACAACUGGGUAAAGGGCAAGUAACUGGGUCAGGUUCCACGCCUUCUAUUCCUACUCCUUCGACUAACAAACGUGGUUCUACUUCAAGUGAGCCACGACCAACAAAGAAGACCAAGCUGGAUUUGAGCGAUUUCGAUUUCGAUUUCAUGGAAUAA